Molecule: messenger RNA, 1782 nt
Organism: Thermothielavioides terrestris NRRL 8126
Lineage: Eukaryota; Fungi; Ascomycota; Sordariomycetes; Sordariales; Chaetomiaceae
Exons: 4
Coding region: 312-1253 (313 amino acids)
Biological process (GO): endoplasmic reticulum organization; Golgi organization; endoplasmic reticulum to Golgi vesicle-mediated transport
Cellular component (GO): Golgi membrane; endoplasmic reticulum-Golgi intermediate compartment; endoplasmic reticulum membrane
Molecular function (GO): D-mannose binding
Source: RefSeq, a predicted model, not a curated record
GGCCAGCUAAGGUAAUCCGCCGUCAACUAGGGGUCUUGUGAGCCUUGUUCGAAGCUCAGUGGUUGCGAUUCCCAAACCACACCUGCCGGUGGACAAGCUCCUGCCGGUCGAGCGUUCCGAACGGCCACACACUGCGUGCACUCGUUCGGACAUUUUUUCUCUUCUUUCUUUUCAUCUCUAUUCUGUGAACCUUGGUUGCUUGCGCCCACCCCAAGACCGCUCAUCAACGCCCCGUUUCUUUCUGUUCGGUUUCCUUUCCCUCACCUGCCGAAGACGCCAUCGAUACCACGAUCCAUCGGAACUCGGGCGCAAUGUGGAAGUCGACGCUGUCGGCCUUGUGGCUGGCCACGCUUACAUGGGGUGCAGUUCAGACUGGGGACGAUAAUGUGAAAAGCAUAGCGCUGAGGACACAUUCACUCGUCCAGCCAUAUCUGGACUCCGACAUGCAAAGUCGGUGGUACGACUUUGGUGGCGACACGAUCAUUCGCACCGACCAGUACAUACGCCUAACCUCGGACCACCAGUCGCAAAGUGGCUGGCUCUUCUCCCGCGUGCCAUUGACAGCGACGAACUGGGAAAUCGAGGUGGAAUUCAAGAUCCAUGGCAAGAACCAGUUGUAUGGCGACGGCUUCGCCAUGUGGCUUACGAAAGAGCGCGGGAAAAUUGGUCCCGUCUUCGGCAGCGCCGACAAGUUCGAAGGCCUGGGCAUCUUCUUCGACACGUACAAGAACAACCGGCCGGGGGUCGUCUUCCCUUACGUCAUGGCCAUGGUCGGCGACGGCAAGACAUCGUACGACAAAGACACGGACGGCAAGGACACCGAGUUCGCCGGUUGCUCGGCCAGGGGCAUUCGGCACGCCAGUGUGCCGACCAAGUUCCGCUUGACCUACUUCCAGGACAAGUACCUCAAGCUGGAGCUACAGUACAAGUCCGAGGGCGAGUGGACGCUGUGCUUCGAGACAGACCAGCCGCCCGUCAUCCCCCCGGUUGCCUACCUCGGCUUCAGCGCCGAGACGGGCGAGCUGAGCGACAACCACGACAUCAUCUCGAUCAACGCCAAGAACCUGUACGCAGCCCCGCCGAGCGGCAAGUCGACUCCUGGCAGCGGCAGGGGCAAGAAGUUGGGCGCCAAGGAGGGCGGCAGCUGGACCUGGUUCUUUAUGAAGGUGUUUUUCUUCUUCGCCGCCGUCGGCGGGGCCUACGUCGGCUACACGGCGUGGAGAGCGAACAGCAAGCGGAGCCACCGCUUCUGAGCGGGUUGGACGGGAUCUGGGGAAAGCCCCUAGAAAGAAUGGGAUUUCUGACGACGAUAACUGGCCAGGAAAAUUCAUGAAAAGAUACCAUACAUAUCAUCCGCCUCUUAGCACGGAAGCCAACCGAUGUGAAGGCGAUCACUCGCUCACUCCCCCAUGCAUGUAUCAAUACCGUUGUCUCGGGAGGUCUUAGGGACGGGGUUUUAGCGUCUCUUCAACAGUGUUGUUUGGGGCCGCGUUACUCAGCAGGCUCACAAGACGGUCAAAGAUGAUGCGAAAGAUGUGGUUUAGCCAUAAUCCUCUACCGAUCUCGCGCCAUACUCAGCGUUGGAGGGGCCCGUUACCCCCGCCUGUUGCCCUCGCAGCCGUCGUGGAACCAAGUGGCCCGGGCUGACUUGGAUCCGCCAGGCGAUGACGAUGCGAGUCACGACAACGUUCAAUAACAGAUCGGCGUUGGCGGCUGAUCCAUGCCCGAUGGAACGGGCCCUACCCCACACCAUUCAGCCCCUCAUCGAUCGAAACCAACGUU